AAUUCUGAACAUUAACACUUUCAGCUCGAAGGCUCAUCUUUCGGAUUUAUGCAUUCAAAUUUAAAAUGGCGCUGUCUGUAAAAUUGAAAUGGAGCGGUUCUCUAUACGAUUUAGAGGUUGAUCCUGGUAUGAAAGUAUCAGACUUGAAGGAGAUGGUAAAAGAGAAGACUGGAGUUUUACCACAACGACAGAAAUUAUUAAACUUGAAGCACAAAGGGAAGCCAGCAGGUGAUGAAAUGAAGUUAGAGGAACUAAAAUUGAAGCAGAAAAUGACAAUAAUGAUGAUGGGAACAAGAGAAGAGAAUCUUGAAGAUGUUCUUGUUCCUCCUGAUGUCGGAGAAAUCAUUGAUGACUUUGAUAUUGAUGAUGAAGUUGAGAUUAAGUUACAUAAUAGAUCUGAACAUCUCGCUAAAAUUGAACGAAGAGUUCGAGAAUAUGAGUUAAAAAAACUCAAUGACCCACGACCAGGAAAAAAACUUCUUGUUCUGGAUGUUGAUUACACAUUGUUUGAUCAUCGAUCUAAUGCAGAGAGAGCAGAAGAAUUAAUGCGACCUUAUCUCCAUGAAUUUUUAUCAGUCGCCUAUGUUAAUUAUGAUAUUGUUAUAUGGUCGGCAACCAGUAUGAAGUGGAUUGAGGUCAAAAUGCAAGAACUUGGAGUAACAAAUAAUCCCAAUUAUAAAAUUGCUUUCUUUAUGGAUCAUGCAGCUAUGAUUACAGUUCACACACCAGAAUAUGGAGUUGUUAAUACAAAACCACUCGGAGUAAUCUGGGGAAAGUAUGAUUUUUAUUCAGCAAAGAACACAAUAAUGUUUGAUGAUUUGAGAAGAAAUUUUUUAAUGAAUCCGCAGACUGGUUUGAAAAUCCGCCCGUUCAAACUUGCACAUUUAUAUCGAAGCACUGAUGAUGAAUUAAAGAAGUUGAGUACAUAUUUAACAUUAAUAUCUUCACUUGAUGAUUUCACAACAUUGGAACAUCGGAAAUGGGAACGAUAUGUUCGGAAGAGAUUAGAAGAGCAAGGGAAAGAAGAGACUUGAACAUGUUUGACAUAAGAACCAGUAUUCUUUCAAACUGGUGACAAAACAUUCGCAAUUGGGGAGAUGCCACCUAUAUGAACAAUCAUAGAUGGGACCUUUCCUCACAUGGGACUAGAAAAUUGAGUUACUCAAAGAACCACUAUUUUGCAGUCCGCUUGCUAUUUGAUAUAUUUAUUUAUAUUAUGAUUUCAUUAAAAAAUGCAAGAGAUGGAGAUCUACCAA
Styela clava is the source of this 1256-nucleotide messenger RNA. RefSeq names its product ubiquitin-like domain-containing CTD phosphatase 1. Gene Ontology annotation, biological process: regulation of proteasome assembly; protein dephosphorylation. The record is from RefSeq and is a predicted model, not a curated record. Gene Ontology annotation, cellular component: nucleus. Gene Ontology annotation, molecular function: protein serine/threonine phosphatase activity; protein binding. NCBI's taxonomy places the organism in Eukaryota, Metazoa, Chordata, Ascidiacea, Stolidobranchia, Styelidae.